Microthlaspi erraticum is the source of this 1548-nucleotide messenger RNA. The record is from the annotation of a GenBank genome assembly. NCBI's taxonomy places the organism in Eukaryota, Viridiplantae, Streptophyta, Magnoliopsida, Brassicales, Brassicaceae.
AUGGCGGCUUUCCGAUGCCCUGACUUCGCAUCUCCGUCGAUCUUACUUCCGUCUUACUCCACCGGAAAGAGAAUCUCGUUAAAAGUUAUCCGGUGCUCUUCUUCGGUUUCAAUUCCGCUCUCGUCGAAGUUACCGAAAAGGAAAAAUUACCUGCGACCCAAAAUCCUCAGAACCCAAUAUCCUCAGCCUCAGGAAACCGUAAUAAUCGGAAUCGAGUCACCGGAAAACGCUCCUUUCUCCAAUCAAGACAAUGGUGUAGAGGAGCUUCAGGUCUCAAGUAGCUCGGUUGCGUCGAACGAGCUGAAUGGCAUAUUAAGUAUGCUCUCUCCGAUGGUAGUAGCCAAGUAUGGAUUGUAUUUGAUCGGACUCCUAGCUUUUCAAACUGUGUGCGCCGUUUUGUUUCUGGGAAACUCAACAAAAUCCGGGAAAAAGCCGGGAAAUUCAAGUGAUACCGUGGAUAGCAGAAGUCUUUCGUCGAUUCUAAAUGGGAAAAAUGGGGGAAGAGCGAGCAAUGUGGUUUCGCUAGAAGAUCUUGAAAUGAGUGAGAAGAUUGCAGAGAUUAGAGCAAUGGCACGGGAAGCACGCAAUAAUGAUUCAUCCCCUUCUUCUGCCGUUGAAGCAUCGAAUCCUGGUGGAGGAAUUGAGAUUGAGAAGGAGAUAGAAGCAAGAUUGUCUAGCAUGGAGAAACGGUUGAAUUCGCAGAGGAAAGGCUUGGCGGGAUUUCGUGUAGAGCCUCUGGAUGAUGAAUCGAUAAAUGGUGAUCUCAAGGAUGAUUCAAGUUUGAUGUUUGAGAAGAAAUACAAGUUCAAAGCCGAGAAACCAUUGACGGGUAAUGUGAAAGGCUUUGGUGGUAGUAAGGGAAACAAUGAGGUUAAGUUUGAGAAGACAGGGCAAAAUGGUAAUGUUAGUGACUCGGGAAAUGGUGAGAAGAAUCCUGAAGAACAGAUCAAAGACGCUGGACAUGCAGAUUCCAAGAUGAUUUCUGGUGCUGCUCAGGAAUCUGAGCAAAGGCGACCAUCAAAAGAAGUUAACAAGUCAAUCAAAUCUGGAAAUCAAGUGGGCCAUAAACCAAACGUGGAAGCUGGUUCUGGAUUUGGCAGGGCUUCGUUGUCAGGCAGGAAAGGAAAACCGAUGAGAAGAGCGAUGGAGAAACAAUCAGAGAAAGAAAACAAAAUGUGGUGGCUCAAGCUUCCCUAUGUGCUGAGAAUUCUUAUGCGGAGUAGAAUCGACCAAGACAUAUCUGAGGGAUAUUUUACUAUAAGGACCGAAUCUGUGGAACAAAAAGAGGGCGAAGUUUCACACAUGGUUGCAUUUGAGGAUCAAAGUGAUGCUAUAAACUUCUCUUAUCUGCUCGAAUCAGUUUUUGAAGACUUGGAUGAAUUCAGCGCCUACGUAGUUCCCAUAUCAACCAAUGAUCUUCAUAAUGAAGUGAGUUCUGGUGGCAAGAAUGUGAUUGUGGUGAAGAAGAGGCAGCUUAAGCUGUAUGCUGGACAGCCAUUUGAAGAUGUUGAAAGAGCCCUGCACAAACUGAUCCAAGAACAAAGAUGA